CCACCAUGUUUGCUGCUGCUCGUUCCCUCCGUCCUGCUGUGUCCCGCUCCGGCAACUAUGCGGGUAUCCCGCGGUCCAUGAUUGCCAGGAAUAUGAACUCCAAGGUCAACGGCCCCGUUGUCGGUAUUGAUCUUGGUACGACAAAUUCUUGCGUUGCCGUCAUGGAGGGCAAGACUGCGCGGGUGAUCGAGAACGCCGAGGGUGCCCGGACAACACCGUCGGUCGUCGCGUUCACCAAGCACGGCGAGCGCCUCGUCGGUCUCCCGGCGAAGCGUCAGGCUGUCGUCAACUCUGCCAACACUGUCUUCGCCUUCAAGCGUCUCAUUGGACGCAAGUUCAGCGAUGCUGAAGUGAAGGACGACGCGAAGCACUGGCCGUUCAAGAUUGUUCCCAAGUCGGACGGUCGGCCAGCGGUGGAGGUGGAGAACGGCGGUAAGAAGCAGACCUUCUCUGCGGAGGAGCUCUCGUCGAUGGUCCUCGGCAAGAUGCGAGAAACUGCUGAGCAGUACCUCGGCAAGAAGGUCAACCACGCUGUCGUCACCGUUCCCGCGUACUUCAACGACGCGCAGCGCCAAGCGACCAAAGAUGCUGGUACCAUUGCUGGUCUCGACGUUCUCCGAGUCAUCAACGAGCCCACGGCCGCUGCGUUGGCAUACGGUCUUGACCGCGCAGACAACUCCGUCAUCGCUGUCUACGAUCUGGGCGGUGGAACCUUCGAUAUCUCCAUCCUAGAGAUGCAGAAGGGUGUCUUCGAGGUCAAGUCCACGAACGGUGACACUCACCUCGGUGGCGAGGACUUCGACAACGUCCUUGUUCAGCACAUCCUCGACGAGUUCAAGAAGGAGAGCGGUCUCACCCUCACCCAAGACGCGGUCGCGCUCCAGCGUAUCCGCGAGGCUGCUGAGAAGGCGAAGGUCGAGCUCUCGUCGACCACCCAGACCGAGAUCAACUUGCCCUUCAUCACUGCCGACGCGUCCGGCCCCAAGCACAUCAACAUCAAGGUCCUCCGCUCGCAGUUCGAGAGCUUGGUGUCCGCUCUCAUCCAGCGCACCAUCGACCCGUGCAAGAAGGCGCUCACCGAUGCCGGUGUGAAAGCCAGCGAGGUUAACGAGGUCAUCCUCGUCGGUGGCAUGUCCCGUAUGCCCCGCGUCGUUGAGACCGUCAAGUCCGUGUUCGGUCGCGAGCCUAGCAAGGGUGUCAACCCCGACGAGGCUGUCGCCAUCGGUGCUGCCAUUCAGGGUGGUGUCCUCGCCGGUAACGUCACCGACAUCCUCCUCCUCGAUGUCACUCCCCUUUCCCUCGGUAUCGAGACCCUUGGCGGCAUCAUGACCAAGCUCAUCUCCCGCAACACCACCAUCCCGACGAAGAAGACCCAGACCUUCUCGACGGCUGCGGAUGGCCAGACCGCCAUUGAGGUCAAGAUCUACCAGGGAGAGCGUGAGCUCGUCAAGGACAACAAGAUGCUCGGCAACUUCAACCUCGUCGGCAUCCCUCCGGCGCCCAAGGGUGUCCCCCAGAUCGACAUCACGUUCGACAUCGACGCAGAUGGUAUCGUCCACGUUACUGCCAAGGACAAGGCGACCAACAAGGACCAGUCGAUGACGAUCGCAUCGUCGUCUGGCCUGAGCGACAAGGACAUCGAGCGUAUGGUUGAGGAGGCCGAGCAGUACGCCGAGACCGACAAGGAGCGCAAGCAGCUUAUCGAGGAGGCGAACAAGGCCGACUCUGUCUGCGCCGACACCGAGAAGGCGAUCAACGAGUUCAAGGAGCAGAUCGACGCUGCUGAGAAGGAGAAGGUCGAGAAGCUUGUCACUGAGCUCCGCGAGCUCGCCGUCAAGGGCCAGGCUGGCGACGCCUCCGUCGACGCCGAGAAGAUCCGCGAGAAGAUCAACGAGACCCAGCAGGCGUCUCUCGGUCUCUUCCAGAAGGUGUACGAGAAGCGCAGCGCUGAGGGCGCGGCGUCCGAGUCGUCCAGCGAGGAGAAGAAGGAGGAGAAGAAGGAUUAA
Molecule: messenger RNA, 2006 nt
Organism: Trametes versicolor FP-101664 SS1
Lineage: Eukaryota; Fungi; Basidiomycota; Agaricomycetes; Polyporales; Polyporaceae
Product: heat shock protein
Exons: 8
Coding region: 6-2006 (666 amino acids)
Biological process (GO): cellular response to unfolded protein; protein refolding
Cellular component (GO): cytoplasm; mitochondrion
Molecular function (GO): heat shock protein binding; ATP-dependent protein folding chaperone; ATP hydrolysis activity
Source: RefSeq, a predicted model, not a curated record